Messenger RNA from Bombyx mandarina (wild silkworm), 5175 nucleotides. It is a transcript of the gene Oatp30B, whose product is annotated as Organic anion transporting polypeptide 30B. Gene Ontology annotation, molecular function: protein binding. Gene Ontology annotation, biological process: sodium-independent organic anion transport; transmembrane transport. Lineage: Eukaryota; Metazoa; Arthropoda; Insecta; Lepidoptera; Bombycidae. The record is from RefSeq and is a predicted model, not a curated record. Gene Ontology annotation, cellular component: basolateral plasma membrane.
ACAUUGCUUUCGUGUUCGAUUUGGUGAGUGAGUGUAUUGUGUUGUGUCGGUAUUAUUAGGCCAUACAAUCAAAAUUUUAAUCAACUGUGGUAAUUUUUACGGGAUCUUUAAUUAUUGUCACACGUGUUAAAAUAUUUUGUUACUGUCAGAAAUUACCCGUAUUACAUAUAUUUAGUCUGUGUGCAAUGUGUGUAUUCAGCUGACACCUUUCACAAAGGAUAAACGGAGAAUCUUGGUACACCGUAACAUUUCAACAUUUGCGAGCUAAGGCUUGGAAUGAGAACUGACGAUUUACCGACUCAUUGAAGACAAAGCUGUGAUAAAGGUGGACGAAGGCUGUGCAGAUUGGUAUGGGCGUGCGGUGAGAUUCGGAGCACUCCGCCAGCAUGUUGGAGGGAGAGAAACAGCAGAAUGCAGGCGGCACCAAUGCCGCCCCACAGCACAGAAAAGGACACAGGAGGCAAGAGUCAAUGUACGCUAUGACAGGACUUUACGCCGAAUCAGUUGGCAUAGAUGGCGAAAAGGUUGCUAGGCCGAUUACGCCACCUCUACCCUCGCAUCCACCACGGGAAUCUAUCAAAUGUCACAGCCGGAACCCCUCCGCUGGUAUAUGCGACAGGGAUCGCGAAAAAGAAAGAGAAAAACCCCGACAAAUAUUUCCAGAAAUACUGGACAUUCCUCAUGACGCAAGAGAUUGCGGUAUCUUGUCUUGGAGGCCGCUACUCAUUCAGAGAUUUUCUAGUAUAAAAGUGUUUGUGUUCUUUCUUUCUUUUCUUGUGACGCUUCAACAGGCGUUGAGUUCCGGCUACAUUAACUCUGUGAUCACAACUAUUGAAAAAAGAUUCGAAAUCCCUUCGAGUCUUUCUGGAUUAAUCGCGAGUAGCUACGAGAUAGGAAACGUCAUAACAGUGAUUUUCGUUUCAUAUCUUGGUAGUAGACGACACAUUCCAGUUUGGAUAGCAGUUGGUGCUGUAAUAAUGGGUAUCGGGUCGUUGGUGUUUGUAGUUCCGCACUUUAUUGCGGAAGUCAAUAGCGAAACUUUGGCAAACAAUCAAUCGGAAGAAAACAUCUGUCGGCUAACACAUGCCCUCGACCAAGACAUGGUCGGACGUUUAUCAGUACAAGGCCUACCGCCAAACAAUUUGAGACCAGAUAACUGUAUUAAGAGCACUCCGAGCACAUUCUUGCCAGUAAUGGUGUUCAUAGUUGCUCAACUAUUGCUCGGUUGCGGCGGAUCGCCAUUGCUGACGCUCGGCACAACUUACGUCGACGAUCACGUACGCCCUGAAUCUUCUAGCAUGUAUAUCGGAUGCAUGUACAGCAUGGCUGCUUUCGGCCCUGUCCUCGGCUUUUUGCUUGGUGCCUACUUAUUAUCUUUUCAUAUGGAUUCGUUUUCCGGCGCUAUUAUAUCGAUUGGUCCCGGUGACCAUCGUUGGGUCGGAAUGUGGUGGGGCGGUUUCCUACUCUGUGGCUUACUUCUGAUUCUCGUUGCGGUUCCGUUCUUCUCUUUCCCAAAAGUCUUGGUUCGAGAAAAAGAGAAAAUCAGACUUGUAGAGAAAGCGGCCGCCGCUAGCGGUGCGUCGACUUCUAAACCACCGCCCAAACCACAAACCGAUAUUAAGGACUCCGGCUAUGGGAAAGACAUAAAAGAUAUACCGGUGUCGAUGUGGAGGCUGUUAAAGAACCCCGUAUACGUUGUCACGUGUCUCGGUGCUUGCAUGGAACUCAUGAUCGUGUCUGGUUUCGUCGUCUUCUUGCCCAAAUAUUUAGAAACGCAGUUCAGCCUCGGCAAAAGUCAAGCCAGUGUUUUUACCGGCUCCGUCGCCAUACCGGGUGCGUGCAUAGGAAUCUUUAUGGGCGGAUGUUUACUGAAACGUUUGGAGUUGCGACCCAAGGGCGCCGUACAGUUUGUGCUCAUAUCAAACAUCAUUUGUCUCUCUUGUUACGCGCUGCUGUUCUUCUUGGGCUGCGAUAACAUUAAGAUGGCGGGAACUACAAUUCCUUACACCAACAACAGUAACCUGGAACCUUUCAAAGUGAAUCUGACGGCCGCGUGCAAUUUAAACUGCCUAUGCACGGAGACGGACAUGGAACCGGUCUGCGGGAACAACGGCCUCACGUACUUCUCGCCCUGUCACGCCGGAUGCGCCAAGUUCUCCUCGCAUCGCUCCAAUUUCACCAACUGCGCAUGCGUGCACGAGAACAGCAUGGGCGGCGGCGGCGUGGUGGCGGCGGCGCUGCGCUCGGACUCGCGCGCGCAGUACAGUGACGUCACCAUCGUGCCCGUGGCCACGGCGGGCCCCUGCAACCCCCCCUGCACCACCAUCUUCCCCUUCCUCGUGCUGCUCUUCUUCAUGACGUUUGUUGUAGCCGUUACGCAGAUGCCGCUCCUCAUGAUUGUACUCAGAUCUGUGAGCGAAGAAGAACGUUCGUUUGCUCUCGGUAUGCAGUUUGUGAUAUUCCGUUUGUUUGGAUACAUACCGGCCCCAAUACUUUUCGGUAAUCUCAUCGACUCCACGUGUAUUCUGUGGAAACAAUCAUGCAGCGGCGAGAAAGGCGGACGUUGCCUGUUGUACGAUAUCGAGCAAUUCCGAUACAGGUAUGUAGGCUUGUGUGGCGGAAUAAAAAUCGUAGCUCUAGGCAUCUUCCUAGCAGACUGGUGGUUGGUUAGAAGAAGGAAAAAUCUCGAGACCGCCGCACCGCUCGAUCCUCACAAAGACAUCGCCGGUUCAAUCAUCAGCCUCGACAAACUAUUCGAGGAGUUGCCGUCGGCGGAGAACGCGAGCGGGUUCCGGUCAGGCGUGACGUCAGGACUGAGCUCGGCGAGCAGCACGCCGCUGGAGCCGGCCGCGGCCGAGAGCCUGCAGCGCGUCGACUCGCAGUACAAGAACUCGCGCGUGCUGGUCGCGUCGCGCCAUCUCCGCAACGACUCCAAGACCAUCCAGCUGGAGCCGCGCACCCGCCAGCGGUCGCUCGACGAGUCCGAGCGAGCGUUCCCGCGCUCAGCCUCGCGGGACUUCCCCGGACACUCGAGAAACGGAUCGCGCGACUUCAAGGUGCACUCGCGAUCGGACUCACGCGAUCUCAGCCUCGACCAGCUGAGGCAGCUGGCGCUCCGCAGCGUCGAGAGCCUCGAUCUGAACGUGCUGCCGCUCGCCAAGUGUGCCGACGAGGAGAGCAAGCGGCUGAUAGAGAGCGGGGGCGUAUUGCGCCACCGGCGAACGAGUUCGAGGGACAUCAAGCCGCCAGAAUCGAAACACAAACGGACUUCGUCACAUCACAUCACAAUGGAGCCAAAUGAACUCAGCCUUCAGAUACAAAAAGGACGUAGCGUCGAUCACCUGGCAUCCGCGCCUCUAGAACCCCGCGUGUGAGUCAACCGCGAGUGACGAUUUCGUCGCGGAAGGAAUCUCAAACGGCGUCGAAGCUCCAUGAGGAAGCUUUGCUGGUCGCUUUAUGGCUUGACCUCGUAAUGCAAAAUAGUAAAAUUCAGCUUCUGUAGACUAAUUUUAUUUUGACUACUUAGAUAAAUAAAUGAGUGAUUUCAAAUCAUAUCCUAAUGGGUCGUGUUAUAUUGUUUUCUUAUAUUUCAAUGAAAAACAUUUUGAAGUUAAAUAUAUAUUUAGAAGAAGAAAAACUGCACUGAUGUGGUCAAACACACUAAUUGUGUUUAUUAUUAGCCAUGGCAGCAAUUUUUAGCAUCAAAUUACUGUACUUAAUACUUUUUAAAACAGAUCUUCUCAAUUAAACCCGUGGAAGUUAUUAAAAAACUUUUAAAACAUUUAGUGAUUUUAGAAAAUUAAAGUUGCAUCGUUUUUAUUUUAAUAUACCAUUGUGACUACUUUGUAUUUCAGUGCUCUGUAGUUAAACCAAUUGAAAUAUGUCUAGAAUAAUAUUUCCUAUUUUAAUAAAUGUUUGCAUGAUCAUAUUAUUGAAAAUAAAUCACAACUAUGUAGAUGUUACUAUAGAAAGAAAAAAUAUCACUUAAAGUAGACUGAUGUGAAUAUCACAGUAAAAUUUUUAAUUGUAAAGGUUGUCUGUAAUAUGCCACAAAUUAUUAGUAGACCGCAAUAUUGUGAUAUGAAAUAAUUUUUAAUUCUAACAAAAAAAUUUAGAAAUAGGUAUGUCUUGAGAGCAGUGGGAUCACUGAACCAAUGCCAUUUAUGCCUUAUUUUGCUAUAAAUUUCAAAGUUUAAAUGGAAUGCAUAUAUACUUGAACAUUUUUUAAUUGUAUUGUAUUUUGACUUACUCUGACAUUCCUAUUAAGGAUCAAGGAUAUAUGUUGCCAUAAUGUCACAUUCAAAUUUUGUAACAAAUGCUAUCUCACAGCAGAAUAGGCAUUACUCCUACACAACUGAGACUUCAACCGAAUGUAUCAAACGGUCCAUUGCUAUUCAGUGUAUUGUCAAAGGGCUCCAGUAAACUAUUUACAUCAGAUGCUCCACUAACUUGUCCGCCCAUUCAAGAAAAAAAUAUGUGUAUAAUGGUUUAUGGAUUUUGAAACGACAAAAUUUAAGUGACCGAUACACUUACAAAAUAUGUAAAAGUUCUUAGCUUUUCAUAUUUUCGAUUUCCAGAAUUUGUUGUCACUAUGUCAUGUGUUCAUAUUUACCAUUUUUUUAUUAUUACCUACCAUCCACUACAAUAAGUUGUCUUGAACAGCAGCAUAAACAAUAUUUUGCAUAUCAUGUCUGUUAUACUGGUUACAUAUAGAACAUAAAAAUAUGAAAUACAAGCAUCUUUUUUAGUUAUUUCUUAAAAUUGAUGUAUUAAAAAAGGUGUCAAUUGUCAGGCUGCUCCUUUGGUACUAGAAAUCAAUUAAAAUUAUAUAAAUUUAUUUUAAUAGCAAUGUAAACACUAAUAUGAAGCAAUAUAGUAUUAAGAAAUAUAUAUCAGAGAUAUAUUUAAUUAAAAAAGACAAGAGAGAUGUUGUCUGUGUAAAUUUUGUCACAUAUAUGUUAAGAGAGGUUAUAGUUUCAUAUGGAAAAAGAGUGUUUUACCUAAAAUGCCUUACUACAAUAGGUCUUAAGACUUGAUAGUGAUACUGACUUAGGUGUAUGUAAAUGAAUGUUGUUAUGUCAAUCACACAGAUAAGUACGAUGUUAACAACUUCUAAAAUAAUUUGUUGCAUUUAGUGAAUAAAUUAAAAUUGCAUUCUUAUUUUAUUGAAGUUUA